Messenger RNA from Ziziphus jujuba (common jujube), 3586 nucleotides. RefSeq names its product putative disease resistance protein At1g50180. Lineage: Eukaryota; Viridiplantae; Streptophyta; Magnoliopsida; Rosales; Rhamnaceae. The transcript has a single exon. The record is from RefSeq and is a predicted model, not a curated record. Gene Ontology annotation, molecular function: ADP binding. Gene Ontology annotation, biological process: defense response to other organism. Bases 325 to 3183 code for a protein of 952 amino acids.
CAAUUGAUGAAGUUUGGUGGAAGACAUAAUUGCCUAAAAGGAGUACUGUCUAAGAGCCCACGGCAGAUAUUUUACUGUCAUAGAAGAUAUAACCUAAAACAAACUAGAACACGAUCGAAUCGAAUUUUAAUAAAGUUUCAUUUUAUUGGAACUUAAGCAUAUAUUCAGGUAAGCAUAUAUCCGAGAUAAGUUUGCAGUCUACGCAACUUCAAGGUAAGAAUAUAUACUUAUGGUGACUUUAUUUAAAUGUGCUCCCUCAAAGCUGCUAAUACAUACCGCAUCCUCUUCAUCAAUUAAUUAGCCUGAAAAAGCUUUUUCACAACUAUGGCGGAGUUCGUGUUAACAAAAUUAGCAGAGUCCGUCUUGUCCCAAACAGUAGAAAGAAUCACUGAGCAUCUCAUUCAUGAAGCUGCUUCCUUGAAGAGUGUGAGGGAUGAUGUGGUGCUUUUGCAAGAUGAAUUGGAGUCUCUUCAGGGCUUCAUAAAAAGUGCAGAUGCCAAGCAACACCAUGACCAACACCUCCAACGCUUGGUACUAAAAGUCAAAGAUGUAGCUUCUGAUGCAGAGGAUGUUAUUGAGACUUACAUCCAUAAAGUUUCCUCCUCUUACAUCAAAGCUUUCCAUAAUAAAAGUGUUCUCGCCCAGGUCAGCUUCGUAAGGGAGAGGAUCAAAGUCAUCUAUGCAAGUAUGCAGGGUUAUGGGAUCACAUCUGUUGCUGCUGGAGUGGACGGGACGAGUAGUUCAAUGGCAGAGCUGCAGCAGAGUUUGAGAAGAUCAUCCCCAAAUGAAGAAGAUAAGGAUCUUAUAAUCUUGGAUGAAAGCACCAGGGCUUUAACAGAAGAACUGACUAAGGAGGAAGAUCAGCUCCGCAUUGUCUCGGUAGUGGGCAUGGGCGGUUUGGGUAAGACCACUCUUGCCAAGAAAGCGUUUAAAAGUGUUAAACAACAUUUUGACUCUGCUACUUGGGUAUUUUUAUCUCAAAGAUUUGUCCCAAAAGAUGUUUUCAUUGAAAUCUUGACCCAGAUUUUGGGAAAAGAUAAAAUAGAGAAAUUGAAUGCUUUGAAAGAGCAUGAUCUAAUUGAAUUGCUUAAGGAAGAGCUCAAAGAGAAGAGGUAUCUGGUGGUCCUUGAUGACAUAUGGACGAUUGCAGCUUGGGAUUCUAUAAAACGUGCUUUCCCACAAGGAAAGAAGGGAAGCAAGCUUCUGUUUACCACUCGCAAUAGAGAAGUAGCAACAUCUGCUGAUCCGUCGAGCUCCCCAGUUGAACCUCGUGUUUUGAAAGUGGAAGAGAGUUGGGACCUUCUACAACGAAAAGCAUUCCCAAGAGGAGGUUGUCCACCAGAAUUUAAGGAGUUGGGAAUGGAGAUGGCUCAAAAAUGUGGAGGACUACCUCUUGCAGUGAUUGUACUUGGAGGCUUGUUUAGUACAAAAAGUUCAUUGGAUGAAUGGAAGAGGGUGUUGGGAGACGCAAAGUCAUACAUGAACAAAGUGCAAUCACAUCAACAAUACGAAGGAGUGAAUGGGAUAUUAGCCUUGAGCUACUAUGAUCUGCCUUACUACUUGAAGCCCUGUUUUCUAUAUUUGGGCAACUUCCCAGAGGAUUCUGAAAUGCACAAAAGACAAUUGGUCCGAUUAUGGAUAGGAGAAGGAUUUAUACCCACAACGAGGACAAGAGAAGAGAUGAAACAAACAUUGGAAGCUGUAGCAGAAGGAUACUUGGAAGAGCUGAUCCACAGGUGCAUGGUUCAGGUGGAGAAAAGGGACCAUAAAGGAAUAGGUGUCAAAACAUGCCGCAUGCAUGAUCUUAUGCGAGACUUGUGUAUAUCCAAGGCAAGAGAGGAAAGCUUUGCUCAGAUUAUCCAGCAGCAGCAUGAGAGCAACUCGUCUACUGAUGUUUCUGCAGCUUCUUCAUUUGAGCAUUUGGAUGGUAGUCAUUCUCGAAGACUAGUCAUUCAUCCUGGUGUUGAUCUUUGUUUCAAAAAACCUUGGGCAUGCAGCACCCUUUUCAGAAAGCUACUUGUUUGCAAUAAUAAUCCAUCUUCUUCGUCUUCUUCUUCAUUGGUGGAGUCUAAGUGGGUGGAACAGCAGGUAUAUCCCAAUCUUCGUUCUCUUUUGUGUUUGGGUGGCAUUCUUUCUUUAUCAACAUUAAAAUCAAGCAAUUUCAGAAUGUUGAGGGUGCUGGAACUUCAUUUUCGUUCUAGAUCUAAAAUUCCUGGAGGCAUUGGUAAUUUAAUUUGCUUGAGAUAUUUGCGUUUCCAGUUUCAUGAUGAAAUAAGUCUGCCAUCCUCCAUAGGUAAUCUGCACAAUUUGCACAUUCUAGAUCUUAGCUAUAAUCAUUGGGGUCUCAUAGGAUCAGUGGGCAUGAUAUCAAGAUUGAUCCGUUUGAGACAUCUGUUACUUCCUCAUUACAUGAAGUAUAAUCAGAAUGAUUUUCGAAUAGAUAAACUAAAAGACAUUGAGACUCUAAAGACUAUACCAGCUUAUGUGUUGAUUAGAUCAUAUGAUGCACUACACAAGUUGACUAAUCUUCGAAGCAUAUCGAUAUCCUUUUAUGGUAAUUAUUAUAAUUAUAAUGACGAUGAUGUGAGAAGGGUGUUGGGGUCCCAAAUCGUUCAAUCAGGCCGCCUAACAUCCUUGCAAAUAUGGAUACGCAGCACCGAAGGUGGAUUUCCAAGUCUGGAAUCACUUUCCUCAUGUCAUAGUCUCUCUAAAUUACUUUUGUAUGGGGAGAUGAAAUUCCAACAACAACAAGGAUUAAUACAUCUUCCACAAAGCCUCACCAAAUUGACUCUAGCGCAUUCUGAGAUGAAGCACGAUCCAAUGCCAAUGUUGGAGAAUGAGCUACCAAAUUUAAGGUUUCUCAUGCUUGGUUGGAAGGCAUAUGUUGGUUCUAAAAUGGUUUGCUCUGCCCAUGGAUUUCCAAACUUAGACACUCUUAAACUCUCUAGCUUAGAGGAUUUAAGAGAGUGGAUAGUAGAGAAAGGUGCGAUGCCGAGUCUCAAGAAAUUAGGAAUUGAUUGGCUUUCCGAAUUAGAGAUGAUUCCAGAAGGCUUGCAAUUUGUGACUUCCCUCGAAGAGUUGAGAAUUGAUAGGAUGAGGAAUUCCUUCUGCGAGAAGCUUCAAGGGCAGGAUUACUACAAAGUCCAACACAUACCCUCUAUCUUUUUAAACUGGUGUCACUGAAGGCUUGAAAUUUGUGACUUCCCUCAAAAAAUUGAAAAUUGAUCAUACGAGGAAUUCCUUCUACGAGAAGCUUCAAGUGAAAAACGGAAUUGAAGGGCAGGAUUACUAUAAAGUCCGACACAUACCCUCCAUCGUUUUUAUGAAUAUUCAAGAGGAUAUUGAAGAAGAGGAUAUUGAAGAUUAAUUUAUGUACUGAAUGGGAGGAUCACUACACAGCCAAACACAUACCCAUCUAUCUCAUCCAUUUUUUUUUUUUUUUAUUAGAUAGAACGUUUUAUUUGCAUUUUUUGUUUUUUUGUUUUUUAUUGUUAUUAUAUUAUAUUGUACAUAUAUUAGAAAUUUUUUUUUUUUUUUCAAUAGAUCAUUUCGAACUUUUUUUUUUUAAGUUUUGUUUAUGUGAUGC